GAAGUGACGGCAAGUGACGGAGACUGGAUGAAAAUGAGAAUACUAUUGGGAUUGGUCGGGCGGGGAAGGUUAUCAUUAUUUUGUUUGAGUGAUUCAUUAUCAAGUAAUUUUAUACUAUUUAAUGGUUUAUCAUCAACGUGACUAACUUAAAGAAGCAUCGCACUGUGGAAGUUCUAAAACGAUGCUUGUGAUUGGGACAGACUAUGUUUUAUGUGGUUUUGUGCAAAAAAUAGUGUAAUAUUGUGAAGUUGUGUGGUUAAAAUAACUAAAACAUAAUGCCGUUCGAUUUUCUGUGUUGUGUGAGACCUGGUGUCGAAGAUGUCGUGGAGUUGGACUACUCACACCAGUCACUGGUUGACUUUCCCACUGAAGUUUUUGUGUACGAAAGAACACUUGAAACUCUUUUUUGUCAGAGUAAUCGAGUUACAGAACUCCCGCGCCAACUGUUUAUGUGCCAUGGCUUAAAAUAUUUGGAUCUUAGUGAUAAUGAAGUUUCAAGUUUACCUGCAGCCAUAUCUUCCCUAGUAAAUCUUCAUCACUUGAAUAUUAGCAGAAAUACUUUGACAUCAAUACCAGAAAAUAUGAAAGCACUGAAGUAUCUUGCAUUCUUAGAUCUCAGUGUGAAUCCAUUGGAAAAAUUACCAGAUGCUAUAACAAAUCUAACUGCAUUACAGGAAUUAUAUCUGAAUGACACGUACCUGGAGUAUCUCCCAGGAAACUUUGGACGGUUAUCGAAUUUAAGAAUACUUGAACUAAGAGAUAAUUAUUUGAUGAUUUUACCAAAAUCAUUGUCUCGUUCUACUGAAUUACAGAGAUUAGAUAUAGGACAAAAUGAUUUUCAACAAUUUCCAGAAGUUAUUGGAAGAUUUGUUAAGCUAAGAGAACUAUGGAUAGAUAAUAAUAGCCUAACAUGCAUAACCUCUGUUAUUAAACCACUAGAAAAUUUAAUACAUUUAGAGGCAAGUAAUAAUAUGAUAGAAGAGCUUGCCCCUGAGAUUGGAUAUUGCACUCAACUGGUAGAUAUAACAUUAUCAUUAAAUAUCUUGACACAGCUCCCAGACAGCAUUGGACAGUUGUGUAACUUAUCCACAUUAAAAUUAGAUAACAAUAGAUUAUAUUCAAUACCAGAGAGUAUAGGACAGCUGGCAAAUCUGGAAGAAUUGAUGCUCAUGUGCAAUUAUUUAGACAAAAUACCCUCGUCAGUUGGACUUUUGAGAAAACUUAAAUACUUAAAUAUAGACGACAAUAUGUUAACAUCAAUACCUCCUGAGAUUGGGAGCUGUACAAAACUAUCUGUGCUGUCGCUAAGAUCAAACAAAUUGACUAGAGUCCCUCCAGAGGUUGGCCAUUUGACUUCCUUGCGAGUGUUAAACUUGGUAAGGAAUUCAUUAAGUUGUCUUCCUCAAUCCUUGUUGAAUUGUGAUAAUUUAGUAGCCCUCUGGCUAUCAGAAAACCAAAGCAAACCUUUAGUGCCUAUGCAUUCUGAAGUAGAUCCUCAGACCUAUGAACAAGUCCUUACUUGUUUCCUCUUCCCCCAAGUGCCUUUAACCCCUAUUGAAAUGAAAAUGGAAAAUGAAAAAUCUGAAAAUGUAGAGGGUAACUCUUCUGCUCGCCACAUAAGUUUUGUUGAUAUGAAGGCAGCUCCUAAGGUUACAGAAAAACCUGGACAGUUAAGGAGGGCACCAACCCCCUACCCUAAAGAAUUGAGGGCAUUAGCAAAGCAUGCCAGAAAUAUACACAAGGAUGGGACACAAGAUGUAACACCUCCAAUGCAAAAUGCAGUACAUAUUAAAGCUGCUAAAAUAACACCUACCCUACAGCAGAGAUUUGCAUCUGAUAACAAACUGGAAAUAGAUGCUGCUGGUAAAAGUAAUGUAGGAGGUAUAAACAAGGACCCCAUGAAAACAUCUGUUUAUGAUAACCUUCCGGCAGAAAAUGCAUAUGAUAAACCUUUGGAUCUUUCAUAUGAACAGGAUAAGAGUUACAAAAGUGUAGACCAUGCUUUGUAUCCAGAGGGAACUGGUACCACCAAUGACUUUAAAGGAGAAAGUGGGGAUAGUUAUCUUCUACCACAAAGACAAUAUAGCUCAAAGCAGACUGACAAAUACAGUUCUAGACAAGAUAUGGAUAGAGCAAAUGUACCUGUACCACAGAAUUUGUACAGAGGCCAUAAAGAACACAAAAAUUAUCAAUUACAAAAUGAUAUGAACUACCGGAGCGGCUUAGACGACUCUCAUAGUAGAUUGCAGAGAUUAAGUCUUAGCUCUCAGGACAGGCAGCCAAUUAAUGAAGCUAUUCUGACAUCACACUUCAAUGAACCUGUAUAUAGUAGUAGAACUAUGAUGGAAAAUAUUCCUCCUUUUGAUCCUAUAUAUGCCAGAAAGGAUCACAUAUGCCACUCAGUAUCAGAAAAUAACUACCAUGAAAGUAUAUAUGAAAGCGACAAUUGUGCUCGUGCCAAAGAUAAGAUUUAUGGGCAGCGAAAUUAUGACGCCUAUAAUUAUCAUUCACAUGGGAAUCGUGAUUUGCCAAGUCCUAGGUUACACACUGUUAGUCAAGUGGUUAGCUCAACAACCAUGCCAAAUUUAAGUGGUUAUAGUAAUGUUUAUCCAGGUGGACCUGUAGAAAGUCAUGAUUAUACAACAGCCUUGCACCAGGCACAGCCACCAAACGCCAAUAUUUAUGGGAUGACAGCAAGCCCAACUUACGUAUCGUCACAAUCUCCUGAGUUGUAUUCCCCUACCGGGCAUACUAACACAACCAAUCCUUAUCGCAUGGCCACCACGCCUCUCAUAUCCGACGAUGGAAGUUACAGCCAUGUGCAUUCACCAACUAGCCAAAAUAUGUACGAUUUAUAUGAUGCCAUACCAGCUUCAUCUAAUCCUCCGAGUGUGGUUAACCACCGGCAUAGUCCUAGCAUUUCAGAGCCAGUUUACGGUCGAGGUCAACCUCCGCCUUAUCACAUUGCAGCUCCGUACACAAAACACGCACAGUAUUUCAAUGGAACGGGAGGAUAGUGUUCACUUAAACACGGAAAACCGCGAGGUCUUCUGAAAAUGCACUCUUGUGAACGUUAUUAGCAUUAGUAAUCGGAAAAAUAUGGUGAUUCAAUUACUGUAUUUUAACAUUGGUUUUAUGUUUUCUGCAUCUGCAUGUGCAAUUUAAAUGUGAUAUAAUUGUGUAAAAUAAUGUUGUAGUAGAAACUAAUACUAAUUUAAGGUGCUAAGGGACGAAACAUAUUUGUUGUUGGAAAAUCUAUCAAAUGAAUAUAACUAUUUUUAAAAAGGUUGAAUUUAUUCAAUUAUAAAUUAAAUAUAAUUGUCUUUUAACUCGUUAUGGUUUUAAUAAUGUAGCACGCAUUUAGAAAGUGGUAGGUACUGAUUAAGUACGACUUGUAACAACUGUGUUGUUCCAAAAAUCUAUUGUAAUUGAUUAAGUAUUUUUUAUGGCAUUCUAUCUUUUAAGUUAAUGAAAACUAACUCGAAUUUUUAAUUAUAGUCUGAAUGAAAAGUACCAGUCUUAUAUUUUUUCUGUAAAUCGUAAUGUGGAAAUACUUUACAUCCACCAUUUUCUUAAUUGUUACGGUGCUGUGCCCUAAACUAUUAAAGGGCCUAGUUUCCAGGUAGGAUACAACAAAACGUUGUUCUUAUCUAUUUUAUAUAAAGAGAAGAAAUUGUGUUGUAAAAAUGUAUGAUACCUAUAUUAUAUUUUUGUAAUUAAUCAUGUGAUACUUGUGAAUUUAUAGUUAAAAUAACUUUUUUAUUUAUGUCGAAUAUACGAAAUACGUAUCAACCCCGCUCCAUUGUAUCCAAGACUUAUUUUAAUACACUUUGCUAUGCAGUUUUUUUAAUAUAACAAUUCGAUAUAAAAAUAUCGUUGACUGCAGUCAAACUAGGUGCCGAUCUAUCGCGCUUCACUGCCCACACCGGGGGCAACUUAUGUGGGGAGCUAUUCAUGUAACCCUACAAUCGAUUUGAUUUCAAUAAUUAUCCAAGAGUUUUCGCAGUUUCUU
Helicoverpa zea (corn earworm) is the source of this 4012-nucleotide messenger RNA. RefSeq names its product protein lap1 (gene Lap1). Gene Ontology annotation, molecular function: protein binding. Gene Ontology annotation, cellular component: postsynaptic membrane; adherens junction; postsynaptic density. Gene Ontology annotation, biological process: neurotransmitter receptor transport, endosome to postsynaptic membrane; neurotransmitter receptor transport postsynaptic membrane to endosome. Lineage: Eukaryota; Metazoa; Arthropoda; Insecta; Lepidoptera; Noctuidae. Bases 276 to 3017 code for a protein of 913 amino acids. The transcript has a single exon. The record is from RefSeq and is a predicted model, not a curated record.